Pyricularia pennisetigena is the source of this 147-nucleotide messenger RNA. RefSeq lists its product as uncharacterized. The transcript has a single exon. Lineage: Eukaryota; Fungi; Ascomycota; Sordariomycetes; Magnaporthales; Pyriculariaceae. Bases 1 to 147 code for a protein of 48 amino acids. The record is from RefSeq and is a predicted model, not a curated record.
AUGCUGCCUUGGUCUUUUGCCGCAAGAAGCCAAAGCCACAAUUGGUCGCGUCCGAUGCACAUCGACCCAACGGCGCAGCUUCAUCCCUUCCCGAUAGGCGGGCAACAAAGAACAGAUUUCAGUUGUUUGGCUGGCCAACUUUUCUAA